CGCGCGCCUGAGCCUACUCGACUCGGUGAGCUAUGGUGCGCCAGCUCUUUUUGCUCCUUGGGGCUGUCGCUGCCCACUCGUGGAUUGAGUGCUCCGACUAUCUCAUGACGUCGGUGGAAGACCGCAACUACUGGGACGCGUCCAAGUGCUUCGGGUAUCCCCGUUGCUCGGCAGCCCGCAACGGUGUCUUUGGCAACGAAGGCUCGCUCGACUACCAGUCCGCGAAGGGCAACUCGUGUCAAUGCGCGCAAGGCUCGAACAACGCUUACACGUCGACAUAUCCCAAGGCGACGUACGUGCCCGGGCAGCGCGUCUGCCUCGCGUACCCUGCCAAGAACCACGUGGCGGACCAUUGCACGAACCAGUACAUUCCGGACAACGGCAUGACCAUCUACCGGUCGACGGUCGGCGCGACGGCCGACCCUGCCCUAGGCCAGUGGCCCGUUCAGUACCCCAACACAACCAACGGCGAGCACGCGAACGGCGUCAUCGACUACAAAGGGUUCCAGAACUGCCCGAAAUUCUGCGAAAACAUGCCCAACGCGUUUUGCUCGCUCUGCUUUGACCUGGAGCCGGACCUCGCGCUCGGCACGUACACGUUCCACUGGGAGUGGCUCUUCAACGCCAAUCAAGCCAAGUACAUAUCGUGCUGGGAGGCUGACGUCGUCCAGUCCAAGUCCCACCCGACGCCAAGUUUCUUGCCAUCAACGACGGCGGCUCCGCAACCUCUCUCACCACCCGGAUCGACGCCUGCACCGAUGCCCUACCCGAGCGUCACACCGUCAGUGCAGCCAACGCCGGCUCCGACCAAUAAGUACGGUCCGUCGGGGACGGGCAGCGACUACUUCGAUUGCGACUAGCGACUACCACCCUUGUGACGUUGGCUACUUCUUUCAGGAUACUUCUGCGUCCAUGUUGUGCAAACUUGCUACUCAUUCGACCUAAAUUUUCUCACGACUAUUUCCGGGUGUGUUAUCUUGUUAUUACCGCUUGCGAGCAAUAGUAACAGGGUAGUGUAUUUGGUCCACGAGCGA
Molecule: messenger RNA, 1034 nt
Organism: Saprolegnia diclina VS20
Lineage: Eukaryota; Oomycota; Saprolegniomycetes; Saprolegniales; Saprolegniaceae
Exons: 3
Coding region: 33-860 (275 amino acids)
Source: RefSeq, a predicted model, not a curated record